AUGACUCUCCACCGUCCUCCCUUACCCAGCCCACUACCCAUUACUCUUUCUUGGGGUAUUCGUCAGCUGGACGUUAAAAAUGAUUUUCUUCAUGGUGACCUAGCUGAAACGGUUUAUAUGCAUCAACCACCGGGUUUUGUUGAUUCCGCUCAUCCCGAUUAUGUUUGCCGCCUUCGUCGAUCUCUUUAUGGACUUAAACAAGCACCUCGGGCAUGGUUUCAACGUUUUGCACAAUUUAUUAUUGGUUGCGGUUUUCGUGGAAGUGUUUGUGAUUCCUCACUAUUUGUUUAUCACUCUGGUUCGGAAACUGCAUACUUAUUACUAUAUGUGGAUGAUAUUGUUUUAACCGCUUCUACUGAUGCCCUUCUAGGUCGUUUCAUUGAGUUAAUGAAACGUGAAUUUGCUAUGACUGAUCUUGGUGCGUUACACCAAUUUCUGGGUAUCACUGUGACCCGCUCAGAUUCAGGAUUGUUUCUGUCACAGUCUUCAUAUGCACAGGAUAUUAUUGCUCGUGCAUCGAUGACGAACUGCAACCCAGUCGCUACUCCAGUUGAUACACAACCGAAGCUCAGUACUACAUUUGGCCCUGCACUCAAGGAUCCAACAUUAUACAGAAGUCUGGACGGAGCUCUUCAAUACCUGACUUUCACCCGCCCCGACAUUUCUUAUGCCGUGCAGCAGGUUUGCUUAUUUAUGCAUGACCCUAGGGAAUCACAUAUGCAGGCUAUUAAACUCAUUCUCAGGUAUCUUCAGGGCACUCUUGAUCACGGUUUAUUUCUGUACGCUUCCACUGUUACUGGUUUGACUGCGUACUCUGAUGCUGACUGGGCGGGUUGUCCGGAUUCUCGUCGGUCGACCUCUGGCUACUGCAUUUUUCUUGGAGACAACCAGAUAUCUUGGUCAUCCAAACGACAAGUUAUUGUAUCUCGUUCUAGUGCGGAGGCCGAAUACAGAGGAGUUGCCAAUGUUGUUGCUGAGACUACUUGGUUACGCAAUUUACUUCUCGAGCUUCACAUCCCGUUACGACGUGCCACUAUUGUCUACUGUGAUAACAUUAGUGCCAUUUACAUGACUGGGGAUCCUGUCCAGCACCAACGCACUAAACAUGUGGAGAUUGAUAUUCAUUUUGUACGUGAGCGUGUACGUAUCGGUGACAUUCAUGUCUUGCACAUCCCUUCUGACAGUCAAUAUGCAGAUAUCUUCACCAAGGGCCUUCCUCGAGUAUUGUUUGUUCGUUUCCGUUCUAGUCUUAACGUGUGCUCCUCUCCCGUUACGACUAAGGGGGUGUAA
Molecule: messenger RNA, 1290 nt
Organism: Papaver somniferum (opium poppy)
Lineage: Eukaryota; Viridiplantae; Streptophyta; Magnoliopsida; Ranunculales; Papaveraceae
Exons: 1
Coding region: 1-1290 (429 amino acids)
Source: RefSeq, a predicted model, not a curated record